AGCGUGCGCGCCGACUCCCACACUUUCUCCGCUCUAGGCGCCCAGGCUCUAAGAUAGAGCGACGGCCAUCAACAGCGGAGGCAGACGGUCGGCCUGCCGUCCGCUUCGGCAUUCUCAGGCCCGAGGCCGGAGCAUGUAGCCCCCAGACGAACUUCGCCCCUCAACGGCCCGCCGCUCGCGCAGCUCUGCAGAGAGAGCGUGGCGGCGGGGUUAGUACCAUUGGUCCGUCGCAGCCCUCUGCCCGCCCCCUCGCUACGCUUAUUGGCCGAAGUGGCGGCGCCCGCCGGGUAGGCGGUGGCGGCGUCCCUCUCUCGCGCCUGCCCUCAAGAGGGCGACGAGGAAGCAGCCGCCUCCCUGCGCCCCGCCCCUUCGGCUAGCUUGCUGGCUCCCGGCUCCUCCCGACGUCUUCCAGCUCCUCACGGCUCUUCCCGGCGCUCUCCUGGCUCCCUCCUGCUCCGGCUCCGGCUCCGGCUCGGCGGCGGCGGGCAGUUGCAGUGGUGCAGAAUGGCUGACCUCAGUCUUGCAGAUGCAUUAACAGAACCAUCUCCAGAAAUUGAGGGAGAGAUAAAGCGGGACUUCAUUGCCACACUAGAGGCAGAGGCCUUUGAUGAUGUUGUGGGAGAAACUGUUGGAAAAACAGACUAUAUUCCUCUCCUGGAUGUUGAUGAGAAAACCGAGAACUCAGAGUCAAAGAAGAAACCAUGCUCAGAUACUAGCCAGGUCGAAGAUACUCCAUCUUCUAAACCAACACUGCUAGCCAAUGGUGGUCAUGGAAUAGAAGGGAGCGAUACUACAGGGUCUCCAACUGAAUUCCUUGAAGAGAAAAUGGCCUACCAGGAAUACCCAAACAGCCAGAACUGGCCAGAAGAUACCAACUUUUGUUUCCAACCUGAGCAAGUGGUCAAUCCUAUCCAGACUGAUCCCUUUAAGAUGUACCGUGAUGAUGGCCUGACAGAUUUGGUCUUUAUCUCCAGUGGAACAGGCAAUUCUUCAAUAUUUACAGGACAAAGUCAUCCCUUGAAAGACAGCUAUGGUAUGUCUCCCUGCAACACAGCUGUUGUACCUCAGGAGUGGUCUGUGGAAGCCUUAAACUCUCCACACUCACAGUCCUUUGUUUCCCCAGAGGCCAGUGCAGAACCUCCUCAGCCAACAGCAGAGCUAGCCAAGGAAAUAGAAAUGGCAUCAGAAGAAGAGAGGCCACCAGCACAAGCACUGGAAAUAAUGAUGGGACUGAAUACUACGGAUAUGGCACCAUCUAAAGAAACAGAUAUAGCUGUCACCAAGGACAUGGCACAAGAAGUGGCAUUGGCUAAAGAUAUGGAACCACCCACCAAAUUAGAUGUGACUCUGGCCAGGGACACACAGCCAUCCAUGGAAUCAGAUAUGGCCCCAGUCAAGGACAUGGAACUACCCAUAGAAACAGAAGUGACCCCAGUUAAGGAUGUCAGAUGGCCCACAGAAACAGAUAUGUCUUUGGCCAAGCAUGUGGUACUUCCCACAGAAACAGGGAUAGCCCCAGCCAAGAAUGUGACACUGUUCAAAGAAACAGAGAGGGCACCUCCUAUAAAAAUGGACUUGGCUCCUUCUAAGGACAUGGAACCACCGAAAGAAAAUGAGGUAGCCCCAGCCAAGGGUUUGGCGUUACCCUCAGAAAUAGAGGUGGCACAGGCUAAAGACAUUAUAUCAUCCUCAGAAACAUCCUCCACUGAGAAAGUGGCUUUGUCCUCGGAAACAGAGGUAGCCCUGGCUAUCGACAUGGCACAGCCCCCAGAAACCAAUGUGUUCUUGACCAAGGAUAAAGCACUGCCUUUAGAAGCAGAGGUGGCUCCAGUCAAGGACAUGGCUCAACUCCCAGAAACAGAAAUGGACCUGGGCAAGCAUGUGGCUCCGUCCACAGAAAAAGAAGUGGCCUCGUUGAAGAAGGACCUAUCUCCACUGUCAGAAACAGAAAUGGCUCUGGGCAAGGAUGUGACUCCACCUCCAGAAACAGAAGUAGUUCUCAUGAAGAACGUAUGUCUGCCUCCAGAAACAGAGGUGGUCCUGACUAAGGACCAGGUCCCAGCACCCAAAACAGAAGCAGCCCUGGCUAAGAAUGGGGUUCUGACCCCGGCCAACAAUGUGACUCCAGCCAAAGAUGUUACACCACUCUCAGAAACAGAGGCAACAUCAGUUCGAAUUAAAGACAUGGAAAUUGCACAAACACAAAAAGGAAUAAGUGAGGAUUCCCUUUUAGAAUCUCUGCAGGAUUCGGGGCAGUCAGCUGCACCUACUUUGAUGAUUUCACCAGAACCCAUCACAGAUAUGGGGGAAAAGUGCAGCUUGCCAGCCAAUGAAGAUUCUGUGUUAGAAAAACUAGAGGAAAAGAAACCAUGCAACAGUCAACCUUCUGAGCUUUCUUCAGAGAUCUCAGCCAACUUCAUGUUUUCCGGUACCCCUCCCACACAAGCCAAACAAGCUUGCAGACCCAGUGACCACAGGUCAGCCCGGCCCAAGCCUGCCAGGGUCCCUCCUGAGCUGCUGGGAGGCCCUCCUCCAUGGAAGACUCUUGAUCACAGGCUGGGCCACUGCUCUUUGUCUGAGUCAGGUUGGGUCUCUAGUUCAUCCUCCUGUGGUGAACCUAGGAACCAAAGGAAAAGUAUUCAUGUUGACUCACUUGAACCCCAGAGGGAUCUUGGCAGGGAGUCCUGGGAUAUAGAAAGCACACCAAUGAUGAUGAAGAAAAAGAAGAAGAAACCAAAACAAAAGAGAUACUCUCAACCCCGGGCUGGAGGACCUUGGAAUGAUGACAAUGCAGAUAAGCCUAAAGGACAUCCCUUUCCAGCUGACACACAAAAAGCAGGUGUUCUUCCCAGCCAACCUACCACUAUGAGUACAGAAUAUGGACUUGUAUCUGGAGAAAACUUGAAAAGGGAAUGUGUAGUUGACUCUAGUGCAGCCAGACUGGUAGCUGAGAACUUUGUCUCAGACAGCCUCAGAAUUCCUUUAUGUCCUUCAGAAGAACCCCCAGAAACUGCAGUAAGUUCUCAGUCCACACUGAGAGGAGAUGAAGAGAGCAAAGGUAACAAGUCAGUACCACAAAGCCAAGACAAGAAAUUGCUGAAGCAACUUGAAUACAAACCACAGCCUGCACCCCACCUGAAGAUUCCUGUAGAUAAAAGCCAGUUAGUAGGCCCUCUAAAUCUGAAAGGGCCCCUAGCAGAAGUUUCAGCAUACAAUGUAGAAACUCAUUUGGAUAGCACACUCAAAGAGAGUUGCUGUCCUCUCUUGGACCAAGAGGUUAUGGGUAUAGUUUUAAAACCCACAGCAGCAAAAGAACUACCAAAUUUGAUAGCAAGUAAUCUAUUAGAAUGUAAUCUAAAAGAAGGGAAUAGUGAAAGCAAAAUGACUAAACUGCAGAAUGUCAAACAGAAAGUGUUUCCUGAAGGAGCUGGAGAGGAUAAAGAACUAAAAAAGGAAGCUUUUCCCAAGCAAAGACAAGAGAUUAGCAUCUUUACUUCUGAGCAGCUGCAGGGCCAAGUGAUGGUACAGGUCCCUGGGCUAGAGAAUGAACCAUUUAAGAGAAUGGCAGGUGAUGGCAAAAGCAGGAAGGGAAGGGGAAGUUCUGGGAAAAUGAGAACAGAUUCUGGGAAGGUAAAAGCAAAAUCUGAGCUGCCGUUUCUUCUGGACAGCCAGAAGGAAGGAAGGGCUGUCCUCAUACAGAGUGAGCCAGUCCCUAAAACUGAAGGAAUGGCUACUCAGGAUAAGAGUGAGGAGCUGGGGCUGAAUUAUUCAAAGCAACCAGGCACUAUGAGUGAUCUCAUGGAGGCAGCAGUGAUAGGGGAGCCUAAAGAAACUACUCAGCUUAAGGUGGCAGACACCCUGCAGGCAUUGAUUCCCUUGGAAAGUAAAUCAGACAUGACUCAGACUUCUGGUGUUAGGACAGAAACAGGAGAUGGAGUCAAAGAUAUGAGUGUCAGUAACCAGAGCAAGGAAGGAAAAUGUCCUUGGAAGGAUCAUGAGACAGCUCCCUGGAUUUCUGAAAAGCCUAAAAAGAGAGGCAAUGAAGGCAAAAGCAGAAAGUUUCGAAAUAAUUAUUCCACACAGCCUGCUAAAAUGGAGAGGAAGGAAGAAAUCCUCAACCCACCUUUUGAAGGAAAGGACGGAGUUGCUGGUAGUAUUCCCCAUAAAAGCAAGGAAUUAGGACUUACUUUCCCCAAAACACAUGAUUUGUUGUUCUCACAUAUAGCAGGUACACCCACAGUCAAAGCAGUUGACAGAAAGUGUGGAAAUGUUGAGGUUAAUUUUGUUGAGCUUGGGACUCUUGAGGAAAGCAAAACAAGUACAGUCAAGGCUUCUGCUGUUACUGAACCAGCUGCCAAGGUGACAGAUGUGAGCUGCCAAGAGCAAAUCCAGGGAGCAGGAUUCGUUCCUUCAGUAGUAUCUGAGGAGAAUGAGACAGAUGCAGCCAAUAGACACACUGCAGUAGCUGACAAACCAAGUAAAAGGAGUAAUGAUGGAAAAAGUAAAAAGGUUAAAAAUAGUUCUCCUGUGAAACACAUUCUGGAGAAUAAGAUAGAUGCAACAAAAAUACAUGUUCCCAUGGAAACCACAGGGGACCAGGGAAUGGAAGGAAUGGCCUAUAUGGACGAAAAUAGAAAUAUUACAUUUACCUGUCCCAGAACACCAUCAGAGCUGUUGAAUAAGUCAUUUCCUCUAGAGGUUCUGAAAUCAGCAGCCUGUGAAAAACUGCCCACUCCUACUUCUCAAGUAGUAAAGGAAAGUGAUUCCUUUCCAGAUACCUUGGCAAAAAAUGGGCAACAGAUAACCCCAACCCAGAUUUCUAAAUCAUUAGUAGUAGAUAACUAUACUAAAGAUGGAGUCCCAGGUCAAGAAAGACCCAAGCCUCCCUCUGCUGUUGUGCCCUCUACAAGCACAGGAGGAGUUGCUCUGCCUAUUACAGCAGCCAUAGAAACAGUUAACAGUCAUGGAGAUAACUCUCUUAAGAAUAAAGGUGAGCUUGCUGAUUCCAUGAAAAAUGAAGCAGGGAUCGAUGAAGGGCAUGUGGUAGGAGAAUAUGAGUCAGUGCACAAUGGUGCAUCUAAGCAUUCAGUAGAGAAAGUCACAGCGCUAGCAAAAGGUCACUUCCUUCCUGGAGUGCCAGUAGAAGACCAGAGCCUACCAAGAGAGGUCGGAGCCCUAGAAGCAUAUGCAGAUAGAGGUAAUUUCCCAGCACAUUUAGUGAACGAAGAGAAAGAGACUAAAGAAGGGUCUGCCCCAGUUCAACUUCCUGACUUACUAGAAGACAAAGCACAAAAGCUCAGUUUUUGUGAGGACCAAAAUGCUCAAGAUAGAAAUUCCAAGGGUACAGAUAGUUUGAAUAAGCAGGUAAAUCUGACUCUUUUGUCUCCAAAAAGUGAAAAUGAUAAAUUGAAAGGGAUUAGUCUGACUUGUAAAAUCAUGGAAUUGGAAAGUGUUUCCUUGCCAACACCAGAAAUCAGGUCAGAUUUCUUACAUAGCAAAGCCGAAGCUCCUCCUUCAGAGGUGGCGGAUAAGUUAGUAAUAAUGACUGCUUCCAAGGGUGUUCGACUCCCGGAACCCAAAGAUAAGAUCUCAGAGACACCUCAGAAAAUGACAGAAAAAUCUGAAUCAAAGACACUGGGAGAAGGGAAAAAGGAAGAUAAAAGCAGAAUGACAGAACCAAUGAAAGGCUACAUGAGACCCACCAAGUCCCGUGGACUUACUCCACUUUUGCCAAAGUCUACAAUCCAGGAACAAGAGAGAUAUAAGCAACUGAAGUCCACUGAAGAAAGCCCCCAAGGUAGAUGUUUCCUGCUCCCAGCAACCCCAGCAGAGAUCAAACAGGAGGUCUGCCUGUCUCAGGCAGCCAGAGAACAGGCCAGGGGAAGGUCUCUCUAUUCUGUGGUUCCAGCAUCACUCAGCCCCUAUGUGCUAACACUGGCUGGCCCAGGAGUAGCCAGGCCAGAAGAAGGAAGGCCUGCUGUGAGUGGGGCUGGAAAUGACAUCACCACCCCACCAAACAAGGAGCUCCCACCAAGCCCAGAGAAGAAAACAAAGCCUUUGGCGUCCACUCAGCCUGCAAAGACUUCAACAUCGAAAGCCAAAACACAGCCCACUUUUCUCCCUAAGCAGCCAGCUCCCACCACCACUGGUGGGUUGAAUAAAAAACCCAUGAGCCUUGCUUCAGGCUUAGUACCAGCUGCCCCACCCAAACGCCCUGCUGUCGCCUCUGCCAGGCCUUCCAUCUUAUCUUCAAAAGACGUGAAGCCAAAGCCCAUUGCAGAAGCAAAGGCUCCUGAGAAGCGGGCCUCACCAUCCAAGCCAGCUUCUGCCCCAGCCUCCAGAUCUGGAUCCAAGAGCACUCAGACUGUUCCAAAAGCCACAACAGCUGCCGCUGUUGCCUCAACUGGGCCAAGCAGUAGGAGCCCCUCCACGCUCCUUCCCAAGAAGCCCACUACCAUUAAGACUGAGGGAAAACCUGCAGAAGUCAAGAAGAUGACUGCAAAGUCUGUUCCAGCUGACUUGACUCGCCCCAAGAGCACCUCCACCAGUUCCAUGAAGAAAACCACCACUCUUGGUGGGACAGCCCCUGCUGCAGGGGUGGCUCCCACCCGAGUAAAGCCCACACCUGUGCCAUCUCGGCCCUCCACAACUCCUUCCAUAGACAAGAAGCCCACCUCGGCCAAGCCCAGCUCCACCACCCCCAGACUCAGCCGCCUGGCCACCAAUGCUUCUGCUCCUGAUCUGAAGAAUGUCCGCUCCAAGGUUGGCUCCACGGAAAACAUCAAGCAUCAGCCUGGAGGAGGCCGGGCCAAAGUAGAGAAAAAAACAGAGGCAACUGCUACAACUCGAAAGCCUGAAUCUAAUGCAGUCACUAAAACAGCCGGCCCAAUUGCAAGUGCACAGAAACCACCUGCGGGGAAAGUCCAGAUAGUCUCCAAAAAAGUGAGCUACAGCCAUAUUCAGUCCAAGUGUGGUUCCAAGGACAAUAUUAAGCAUGUCCCUGGAGGUGGUAAUGUUCAGAUUCAGAACAAGAAAGUGGACAUCUCUAAGGUCUCCUCCAAGUGUGGGUCUAAGGCUAACAUCAAGCACAAGCCUGGUGGAGGAGAUGUCAAGAUUGAAAGUCAGAAAUUGAACUUCAAGGAGAAGGCCCAGGCCAAGGUGGGAUCCCUCGAUAAUGUGGGCCACCUACCUGCCGGAGGUGCCGUGAAGACUGAGGGCGGUGGCAGCGAGGCUCCUCUGUGUCCGGGCCCCCCUGCUGGGGAGGAGCCGGCCAUCUCUGAGGCAGCACCUGAAGCUGGCGCCCCCACUUCAGCCAGUGGCCUCAGUGGCCACCCCACCCUGUCAGGGGGUGGUGACCAAAGGGAGGCCCAGACCUUGGACAGCCAGAUCCAGGAGACAAGCAUCUAAUGAUGACAUUCUGGUCUCGUCUUCCGUCUCCCCCGUUCCCCUCUUGUCUCCCUUGUUCCCCUCUCCCUUCCCUCCUCCCAUGUCACUGCAGAUUGAGACCUACAGGCUGACGUUCCGGGCAAACGCCAGGGCCCGCACCGACCAUGGGGCCGACAUUGUCUCCCGCCCCCCACACUUCCCUGGUGGCCCCAACUCAGGCUCUCGGGUCCUUGGCCCCCUUUCCCGGGCUGUCCACUAGAUCAGUGAGCGCUUAGGUGCCAGGCAGCCAGCGCCAGGCAGCCCGCUAGGCUCGCCUUCCCUCCUGCUUUGCACCCUGGGGCAGCAGCAGCCGCCCCGCCCACACCUCUCACUCCCGGCUGGGCCCAGCUCCCUGCUUUGGUCUUGUCCCAUCACUGCGCCACUGCUCCACGGAGAGGUUGGGAGGGGAUUGGAGUGGCUGAGGCUAAGUUGGGAUCUAGGAGAGGAGAACCAGAUUCUGCCCUCCUCUUUGUCUGGUUCUUUUGGUCCAAACCCAAAAGAAACAUGCCCUCCCUCCCUGGAUCUACCUGGAGGGAAGAGUGGCGGCGGGUUCCAAGUGGUGACAGGACGCUGACCCUGGGGCUUAAGCCACUGCCUCUCCCUUUGGCCUCAAAAAGGCACCCCCCCUCCCCCGCAGGUGGUAUCAGGCCCUUCUUGCUGCCCUGCCCCAAGUUAGGGGCCAGUGCUGUCCCCAUGCUUAACAUACCCACCUAGCUGCUGUCACAUUUUUUCUUUUGUCCUUUUAUUUUUUUUUCUAAUAACCUAAAAACUGGCAAAAUAGUUCUGCAGGUUGAAGCCAUGUCUACGUGAAAGUCCUCAGUAAGUGUUAGAGGGAACAGGGCAAGGCGAUCCUUACGCUGACCCCACUGGAGGAUGUGGGCAGUUAGGGCCCUGGAGGUGGCGUGGCAGGAAGUGCAGAGGCUGUGGCUGGUGACUGGGUCAGGCACACGAGGGGCUCUUAGAGCGGUGACUGGUUGGUUGUUUUGCCAUUUUGUGUGUAUGCUGCUUUUCUUUUCUAACCAUGAGGCUGAUUUUGGCAUCUCUGCCCCAUUCCCUGAAUCUGGUGGUGGUCAGCCCUAGGAUACAAAGCCAGGGCUAGAGAACAGGAAAGGGCCCAGGAGAUGGAAUUCCUUCAGGCCGGCACGCGCAGCCUAGGACACGCAAGCCCUCAUGUCCAGGGGAGCCUCAUGCAGAUAGUGGGAAAUCAGGUCUGGAAAUGUAAAAAGGCAUGAGACUAAGGCCAUCUGCUUCCCUUAAUGCCCUGACUGGAGAGGGGAGGGAGGAGAGGCCAGGCCCGCAAAGGGCGUCCCAGCUAGGCCUUGGGAUGGCUGCAGUGAGAAAUCCUGGGAACUGUAUUGACACAAAGAUUCUUAUUGCACUUGUAUUUUUUUGUAUCAAAGUUUGCAUGGUUUCUAAUAAAGGAUUAAAACAUAA
Molecule: messenger RNA, 8859 nt
Organism: Sapajus apella (tufted capuchin)
Lineage: Eukaryota; Metazoa; Chordata; Mammalia; Primates; Cebidae
Gene: MAP4
Product: microtubule associated protein 4
Exons: 21
Coding region: 505-7407 (2300 amino acids)
Biological process (GO): neuron projection development; microtubule cytoskeleton organization
Cellular component (GO): neuron projection
Molecular function (GO): microtubule binding
Source: RefSeq, a predicted model, not a curated record